AUGAAUCAUAUUUAACAAGUCUUUUUAUAAAGUAUAAUGAAACAAUAGUAACAAGAAAAACAAUAAUAAGUAAAAUAGGAGGAGAACGGUUAGAAACAAAAUAUUUAGGUAUGACAUUUGAAAUAAUUUGUUUAGUAUUUGCAGAAAUAAUAACUUCUCUCCAUUAUUUAGUAAUGCCAAUAGCAAUAAUAACCAAUAUAGCAGACAUCGUAUUAAAUUUAAUUUAUCAUUUAGGAAGUCUUCUACUUUAAUUGAAGUUUAAAAUUAAGUGACAUCAUUCUUUUAGAAAAUUAUUCUUUAGAAACAAACAAUCAAUUUAAAUAAUUUGUUAGAUUAACAAUUACCAUACUUUCUACAAAUAAUGGGGAAUCUAAUAAUUUAUGGGCUAGAAAAUAGUCCUGGAGAAAAGGAAUUCGUUUAAGAAAUUAUAUCAUAAUACAAAUCUAAUCCACUUAAAAUAACAAUGAGUUGCUCUUUAUUUUAGACAAUAGGCCUCCUUUUCCGUUCCUAAUUAGUAUAUUAUGAUUAAAGUAAUUAUUAAACUAAAAUUUUAAGGUACAAAAUAUCUUGCGAAUUUUUUGUUGUUCCGAGAUGAUUUUUGUGACAUCUUCUUUAAUACAUUAUACUGUUACUCAAUUACUCAUGGUUAAACAUUUAGUUAAUAAAUUGGAUUUACACAAUUAAAUUAAAUGAUUAAGAAAACAUAAGAUGAUGUAUGGACAGCAUUUAUAUUCAAAAUGUUAAGUUAAUAAUAAUAGAAAAUGACAAAAGAUAUGUUUUUAUUACAAUUCAAUUAGUAUACUGUAUCAAUGAAUAAUUUCUUUACAAAAAGCAAUUUAAUAAUGGAUUUAGUUGCUUAAAGUGUUAAAUAGACUGCAAAAUUACAUAAUGAUUAAAUAUUUUAGGAAGUAAAAUAUAUCACUAAAAAAUUAGUAUUUACUAAUAAUGGGUAGUUUUAAAGCAACGACAUAAGAUUUUUUAAAAAAAGCUACUUAAGUAUUUUUUGAAGAAUCAAAUGAUCUUGAUCUUUUAUAAUUUAGUAGUAACAUAAUAAAAAUUCAUAAAUAAAUGAAUUGUUAAAUAUUGUUUAUAUUACCUAUGUUAUUUUAAUUGGAGAGUCAAUAUUUAGAUCAUUUAGUUUCGAAUGGAGUUUAAGAUUAAUAGCCAGUGAAAAAUAGUUCAAAUUAUUAUUUAAAGAUGAUAGAGAAAUUAAAAGAUAAAUGUGUCUAUAAUGGUGAGGAAGAAUGUAAUUGUAAGAAAUGUCAAUGGUAAUUAUUUUAUAUAUAAAAUAGUAUUAGAAGAAAUAGAAAUUCAGCAAAGGAAUCUUAAAAAAAGAAGAGAGAAGCUUUAGAAAAGAUAGGUCCUCUAUAAGAUGAAUAUGAUAAAAUUUAAAAGAAGGUAUUAUAUAUAAUAAAUAACAUUUAAAGGUUAAGUCACUUGAAAAAGAGAAUUAAGUUAUUACAAAAUUAUUAUUAGAUGUAUUUAGACACCCAUCUCUUGAAAAAUUGGCAUCCUAAUUUAUUGAACCAUUAACUAAAAUUUUAGCUGAUUAAGAAUCUUUUAACAUUGAUGAAUGCUGAC
This is a messenger RNA of Paramecium sonneborni, 1581 nucleotides long. The record is from the annotation of a GenBank genome assembly. NCBI's taxonomy places the organism in Eukaryota, Ciliophora, Oligohymenophorea, Peniculida, Parameciidae.